AUGGCACGAAUAGCGAAGGAGAACAUAUUACUUAUUUUCACGGUAGCUGGUGUAGUAGCAGGAAUCCUCUUGGGUAUUACACUUAGAGACCCGGAUGUGAGAUGGAGCAAACGUCAUUUGAGCUAUUUACGAUUCCCGGGAGAUGUGUUCGUUCAAAUGCUCAAGAUGCUCAUCCUACCACUAAUUAUGUCGAGCAUUAUUACAAGCUUGGCUUCUGUCGAUCCACACACAGCAGGUAAACUAGGGAUGAUAUCUCUACUCUACUACUUCAUAACAACCAUGAUGGCUGUGAUAUUGGGCAUAAUAUUAGUGGUGAUGAUACAGCCUGGUAAAUGGAUGGCUACGAAUAUAGAAGAAAUUGUUGGUGAAGUUAACAAAGCACCAUGCAUUUCCACUGCAGUUGACACUAUACUUGACCUCGUCAGGUAUAAUUUAAGUAGCAAUAAAGUUCGCAAUGCCAUUUACUUUGGAAUGUUGCAAUUGCAGAUGAUUUGA
Haemonchus placei is the source of this 495-nucleotide messenger RNA. The record is from the annotation of a GenBank genome assembly. NCBI's taxonomy places the organism in Eukaryota, Metazoa, Nematoda, Chromadorea, Rhabditida, Trichostrongylidae.